This is a messenger RNA of Heterocephalus glaber (naked mole-rat), 1006 nucleotides long. It is a transcript of the gene Psmb10, whose product is annotated as proteasome 20S subunit beta 10. Gene Ontology annotation, molecular function: threonine-type endopeptidase activity. Lineage: Eukaryota; Metazoa; Chordata; Mammalia; Rodentia; Bathyergidae. Gene Ontology annotation, cellular component: cytoplasm; proteasome core complex. The record is from RefSeq and is a predicted model, not a curated record.
GGAUGCGAAAGCGAAAGCAAGCUCAGCUUCAGCUAUAAAGCCCUACAGAAGCUGAGGCUGAGGCUUUUCUGUUGCCUGAACCCAGUCAUCCGAAUGACCCAUCGGCCCUGCCUGACGCUAGAUGCUGAAGCCUGCGCUGGCGCCCCAAGGGGGCUUCUGCUUCGAGAGCUGUCAGAGAAAUGCAUCCUUGGAACGCGCCUUUCCGGGGCUCCGGGCCCCUCAUGCACGCAAGACUGGGACCACUAUUGCGGGCCUGGUGUUCCGAGACGGUGUCAUCCUGGGAGCAGAUACGCGCGCCACUGACGAUAUGGUCGUAGCAGACAAGAACUGCGAGAAGAUUCACUACAUCGCCCCCAAAAUCUACUGUUGUGGGGCUGGAGUAGCCGCGGAUGCUGAGAUGACCACGCGGAUGGCGUCGUCUAACAUGGAGCUACACGCACUGUCCACGGGCCGCGAGCCUCGCGUAGCCACGGUCACCCGCAUCCUCCGCCAGACUCUGUUCCGGUUCCAAGGCCACGUGGCAGCGUCCCUGAUUGUGGGUGGCAUAGACCCGAUGGGACCGCAGCUGUAUGGCUUGCAUCCCCACGGGUCCUACACCCGCCUGCCCUUCACGGCGCAGGGAUCUGGGCAGGAUGCGGCCCUGGCUGUGCUGGAGGACCGGUUCCGGCCUAACAUGACACUGGAGGCUGCGCAGGGGCUGCUGGUGGAAGCCAUCACCGCAGGGAUCCUGGGUGACCUAGGUUCUGGGGGCAGCGUAGAUGCAUGUGUGAUCACUGCAAUGGGCUCCAAGCUGCUUCGGACUCUGAGCUCACCUACAGACCCUGUGGAGAGGCUUGGCCAUUACCGAUUGUCACCUGGAACCACAGCAAUCCUGACCCAGAUGGUGAAGCCACUGAACCUGGACCUCCUGGAGGAAACUGUUCAGGCCAUGGAGGUGGAGUGAAGUCACCUGAGGCUUUAGAACUCCAAAUGAGUGAAAUAAACCUGGAAAACACAAACACCUAAA